Diprion similis is the source of this 3811-nucleotide messenger RNA. RefSeq names its product serine/threonine-protein phosphatase PP1-beta catalytic subunit. The coding region runs from base 118 to 1173 and encodes 351 amino acids. Gene Ontology annotation, cellular component: cytoplasm; nucleus. The record is from RefSeq and is a predicted model, not a curated record. The transcript is spliced from 6 exons. Gene Ontology annotation, molecular function: protein serine/threonine phosphatase activity. NCBI's taxonomy places the organism in Eukaryota, Metazoa, Arthropoda, Insecta, Hymenoptera, Diprionidae.
GAGUGGUCGAGGGUCAAGCCUCCAGGGCGAAGCGCCUAGUGGAAACAAGAAACUAUAGAUCUACUUGUUCCGAAUAACGACUUCCUAGGAGUUCGGGCCUAGAGUAGUGCAGAAAAAAUGGCGGAUGCGGACUUGGAUAUCGACAAUCUGAUACAGAGAUUGCUUGAAGUAUAUCAAACGCAGAAAGAACAGGUUCAGAAAAAGGCUAAACUUAAAGACAUUUUUACCUCAGACUUUGUCGUGCGAGGAUGUCGACCUGGGAAAUCGGUGGUAAUGACAGAGGCCGAAGUGAGAGGCCUCUGCCUGAAAUCUCGGGAGAUAUUCCUUCAGCAGCCGAUACUACUUGAGCUUGAAGCACCGCUUAAAAUAUGCGGCGACAUUCACGGCCAGUACACAGACCUGCUGCGGCUUUUUGAGUACGGUGGAUUUCCUCCAGAGGCGAACUAUCUCUUUCUAGGUGACUAUGUAGACAGAGGUAAACAGUCUCUGGAAACGAUAUGCCUGUUACUCGCCUACAAGAUCAAAUACCCGGAAAACUUCUUCUUACUAAGAGGAAACCACGAAUGCGCCAGCAUAAACAGGAUAUACGGAUUUUACGACGAAUGUAAACGCAGAUAUAAUAUAAAACUGUGGAAAACAUUUACCGAUUGCUUUAACUGCUUACCCAUCGCCGCUAUUAUCGAUGAAAAGAUAUUCUGCUGCCACGGUGGACUCAGUCCCGAUCUCCAGGGAAUGGAGCAAAUCAGAAGAAUCAUGCGUCCGACCGACGUUCCAGAUACAGGACUUUUAUGCGAUCUCCUUUGGUCUGACCCUGACAAAGACGUUCAGGGAUGGGGCGAGAAUGACAGAGGCGUAUCGUUCACAUUUGGACCUGACGUAGUUUCCAAAUUCCUAAGUCGACACGAUAUGGAUCUCAUAUGCAGAGCUCACCAAGUGGUCGAAGAUGGUUACGAAUUUUUUGCUAAAAGGCAGCUCGUCACACUUUUCUCAGCUCCGAAUUACUGCGGAGAAUUCGAUAACGCCGGCGGAAUGAUGAGCGUCGACGAAACUCUGAUGUGCAGUUUUCAGAUCCUGAAGCCCUCUGAAAAAAAAGCAAAAUACCAGUACAGUGGAAUGACUGCGCAAGGUGGCAGGCCAUCUACGCCGCAAAGGAAUCCAACAAAAAAGAAAUGACCGCCUUUCGCUGAACCCGCGUAGCAGCAAACACUUUCGUUCUAGGUAAGAUGAUUAUAGAGAGAAAAAAAAAACAAAACAAAAACAAGUAUAUUAAUAAAUAUCUAAUUUUUUAUCUAUUCAGACUGAAUGAUUUACGAUGCAAAUACUGUGAAUACUUACGUCACCUGACAAAAUCGAUCCGUGUGAAUAUAGAACGCUGAAACAGGCCUCCUAAACGUUUUAGACUCUAUUUGCAAAAAUUAUAAAAGAUUAAGAAAAAUUGAACUCCACUGAGAGACCUGCCACAAGUUCUCUUUUGAUCUUUAGCUAUUUUUCAGCCGGUAGAAUUUUCAUCGCCUUUUAACGAAUAGCACGUUUUAAUGAAAAUAUAUAACGCAGGAAAGGAGGCAAGGAUUCAGUGACAUAUAUUGGAGGAAGUAACCUAGUCUCUACAAUUAUAAUUAAACAAAUCAGAUUAUAUUUAUUAUAUUAUUGUUAUUAAUCGAAUCAGUGGCAGUUAUAGACGAUAAUCACGACUCAUGAAUCACCGCGGUGAACGAUUUAAGAAAAGUAUAGAUAGAUGGAAGGAGCUUUAACUUACAUUGAAUGACGACGUCGGGCGUUUUCAGUUAACUUUUUCGUGCAUUGAUCUCGUUUUGCUUUACAUCAUAAAAUAACAUUACCUCAUUUAAAUCCAAAAUUAAUCAGCUAUACUGUGUCCUGAAGAUGCCAGAGACAUUUAAACCUGCUUAAAUCCUAAAUCAUACCAACAAUGUGAGUAAAAGUUGACCGAAAUGCGUAGAAUAUUGGACUUGAUUUUAUUUUUCUAUAUGUUUCAGCUGUGGAACGUGUCACUACAGUAUGUACACUAAUUAAAAACUGAUAAUUCAAAACGAAACGAAACAAGACGAAAAAAAAACAAAAAAAAAACAGAAAACUUGAAUAUUUGAAACAAGAAACGACCUCUUCCUCGUUACAUCUCAAUUACACUAAUAUCGCAGGAUGCUUCGUUGUAUAAAAUAUUGAUCAAUAUAUUUUUUUUUGUUCCUUUAGUUAGAAAAUAUCAAACUAUAGACUACCCACUACAUAGUUUGUUUAUAGGGUGAACAAGACGAACGAGUUCGGUCAAUAUAAGCACUGAAAAAUAGCAUACAUACGUCAUAUCAUCCUUGCUAUCAUUGUCAGUAAUAGUUAAUCAUUUUCUCUUACAUGAUGAUCCUUUCCUAUUUCUUUCGCUCUUGCGUUUAAAAGCAUUUUUAUCCUCAUUAUUCACUCCUAAUUAUUUAUUAUUGCUAUUUGUUCUUUCAACUUCGGCUAGUAGAUUUUUAUUUAUUUCUUUUUGCCUCUCGUCCUGACUUAAUUAUUGAUAAACAUUCAACAAUACACAAGGAACGCCAUACAUACAACUAUACCUUCGUGUGAUUAUAAUUAUUAUUAUUAUUAUUAUCAUCAUUAUCAUUAUUGUUAUUAAUAAUGUUAUCGGUAUCAUUAUUAUUAUUAUUAUUAUUACUACUACUACUGUCGGAAAUCGUCUUUUCUUCAUCGCUUAUUUAUUUUCGAAUGUAGCAUUGUAUCCUACAAUUUACGGACUGAGGCAGAAAAAAAAAAAACAAUAUUCCAUGAAAUAGCUGUCGAAUUCAAUCGCGUAUAGCAUUAGAGGACACAAUGCUUUUAUAAAAAUAGUCGGAUAAUAUGUACUGCAAUACUGGGGGGGGGGGGGGGGGGGAGAAUUCUUUUGAAUAUGAAUAGUUUUCAAUUACACACCUACGUUAUUAUUAUUAUUAUUAUUAUUAUUGUAACACAGAAAUAUAUAUUAUAAAUAUACAUAUACACACACAUAUAUACACAUAUAAAUAUAGCUAUACACAUAUAUAUGUAUAUAUAUUUAUAUAUGUAUAUAUGCAUUUAAGACAACAAAUGAGAAAGAAAUACUACAAAAAGAACGGAGAAAAAAGAAAACAGAUAUACGAAGAUGAAAAAAGUCCCAGUAUUUUAAUGACUCUAAGAUGAUGCUUCUAAACUAAAUACGCCUUUAUUCGACGUGUAUUUUAAGGGGAUUUAAAUCUUUAGUCAGAGACAAAAUGAAUAAAGUAAAAGAUAAAACAAUCUUCGUGAAUUAAUCGGUUUGUUCCGUUAACAGCUAUACCUUGAAUCCAUUGGAAUAACCAUGUCACAUGAUAAAUGUUGAGGGAGUUUUUCCCCUUGAUCUAUUGUACAAAGUUAAGGUAAAUACCCCAAAUAUAUUUCGUCGUACUAUAUCCUUCGUAUCUGCGUUUAUUAGAGCAGAAUAAAAACAUAAUAUGGUAAAAAUAUGGCGCACGAAUUAUUGAGCGUUAGAUAACGAAGAAUCAGAUAUAUCUAUUUAUUUUCAGUAAAAUCUCACAUGUGGGAACAUCGGUUAUUGUUAUUAUUAUUAUUAUUAUUAUUAUCCCUGUAUUCUCAUGCGAAUUUUUUUAUUUCCUUAUUUUUUUUCAAUUCUCUUGCCUUUUUCGUCUCAGUACACAGCCCCUUAAAUGAACGGUUGAUAUGUUGUUUUUUUUCCCUUAAGGUACGAUACACCUAUUAAACAUACGUUAUAAUUAUACUAAAAAAAAAAAAAAAAAAAUACAUGUUAUAUAUUAUUUGUAAAUGAUUUUUCUGUUGCAAUUUAACGUUU